CAUAGGAGUUUCCAGCCUGUAUGUAAGACUCUGUAAGACCGUGCUCUAUUAUAUCUUAGUUUUAUUUAUCGUCGCAAUUCUCUCAUUUAUCUGAAUUAAAACUGGUAUUGGUAAUAAAAGGAUACAAAAAAAAGAGGAAAAGAGUGCGAAACAGAAGGUGGAGGAGGAAAAAAUAAAAAUUUUCAAUUAUUUUGGAAAAAUGGCUGACCACAGAGAACGAGACUCUUAUUAUUCACAGACUGACCCACGUUCUAAAAAUGAUGAUCCACCGAAUUCACGUUUGUUUGUUAUUUGUCAUAAGAGUCUGGAAGAAGAUGAUGUCAGAAAGGCAUUCGAGAAGUUUGGAAAAAUUGAAGAUAUAUGGGUUGUCAAAGAUCGCACCACAGGUGAAAAUAAAGGAGUCACAUAUAUAAAAUUUUCGAAGACCUCUGAAGCGGCAUUCGCACUUGAAGAGAUGAAUGGAAAGAUGUUGGGAUCAGUAGGACGCCCAAUCAAAGUCAUGAUUGCAUCAAACCGUGAUCAAGGGUCAGUUCGCGAGACGAACGAAGAAGAACGAUGGGUACGCUUAUUUUGUGUAUUACCCAAAUCUAUGACCGACCAUGAAUUACAGAAUGAAUUUGCCAAAUUCGGUCCAAUUGAGUACGUAACGGUGGUGAAAGAUAGAAAUACAAAUGAGUCAAAAGGCUUUGGUUACGUAAAAUUCAAGAAAGUAUCAAGUGCAGCAAGAGCCUUUGAGGAAUGCGACCGAAAGUACAAGGCUGUAUUCGCUGAGCCAAAGAAGCCAAAGCCAGAUCACUCUGAUUCUAAAUACAACAAUGGCAUGUCAAUGUCAUAUGAGAGUAUUAGUAAUAGCUACGGUUCAACGAAUUUCGGAAAAGGUGCAGUUGGCCUUGAAAUUGCAACAAAUUAUCAAAAUCCAGAUGGUUACACACGACUACAGGUCAUUGCACAUCCUGCACUAAAUCAAGAUCAACUCUGGAAGUUAUUUGACAUCGUGCCUGGUCUGGAUUAUUGCCAUUUAAAGACGGACGUCAGAUACAGAAUGCCGCGUGGACAAGCAACAGUUGUUUACUCCCAUCCAAGUGCUGCAGCAUAUGCCAGAGAGAAAUUCCAUGGAUUUGAAUAUCCACCUGGGCAUCGGAUGAUCGUUAAGCCUGAUAUGGUGGGUUUAACGCAGCAAAAAAAUACGGUUAAACCAGGUGGAUCAAGUUUAACUGGUAUAAAUACGCGAACGGAUCUAGCGCACCUAGCGGAAACAAUUGCACAAGCUACGUCAUUGAUACAGGCUGCUGGACUAACGGCUCCGAGUUUGGAACACAAUGUUUCUUUGAAAUUGCCACCAGUGCAACCAAUGGCUAGUAUAGAUGCUGAAGUCGAGAAAAGAUGUUUCAUUGUGUGUGGACCACCUGUGCCUCCCAUCUACGCUAUGAAAGAUGCUUUCUGCAGAUUUGGUAAUCUUAUUGAUGUCUACAUGCUUCCAGGAAAAAAUUGUGGGUAUGCUAAGUAUGCCAGUAUUGAGAGCGCAAAUAAAGCUAUUGAGAUACUUCAUGGUCAAGAAAUUUGCGGUUCUCGGUUGAAAGUUCUGGAAGCUGAGGAGCGUAAUGACGAUCGUCGCAAACGUUUGCGAAUGGAUGAAGAGGAGCAUUAAAAAGUCAACUGCUUUACUUUUGUUUUCGGUGUCACACUGGUUAAACACAAGCUGGACGCACGCAACGAUGAGACUAUAAAAAUAUGCAUAUUAACAAUAAUUUCUAAGACUCAGUUGACCUCCGUCGGGCCAGCAACAGAGGAAAAUUAUCUACAACAAAUAUUCACUAUUUUAAAGAGCUGUUCUCAUUUUUUUUUAUUCCUUCACAAAUUCAACAUGGAAAACUCCAAUAUUACAUCACUUUUUCUCAGUUCCACAAUUACAACACUUAGAUUCGAAGUAUUUCUAUUUGUUUUGCAAAUAGGCCUGUGCGAAGACUGAUUCAUUUUUAGUAGUUCAUUAUAGAUUUUGUUCAUAAAAAACCAAUACAAAAAAAAGGAAAUAACUGUCUCGAUCAAUUGCUGCUCAUCAAAUACUGAUUGUGCUUUGGGAGAAAAAAUGAUAACAGAAACAAAUAAAAUACUUGUCACAAAACGUAAAAACUUGAUGCAAAUGAAGAACGUCCAAAAUAUAUUUUUAUACAACAAUAAAAAGUCCGGUUGAGUAAAUUCAAAAUAAAUUAAAAUACGAAUUAGGCGAGAGAAAAAGCGAGAGAAAAAUAUACAAUCAUUUAUACAAAUGAGGUUUGGUUUUUAAUGCUACAUUGUUCGCACAGGCUUUCAUGUUUAGCAUGUGUCUUGACAUGUAUUUUUUAUUUAUGGUGUAAAAUCUAUGCAUGUGGCCUUUAAAAUUUUCAUAUAUUGAAAUUAGAGAUUUCAUACAAUUUUUAUAGUUGAACAAAAAUUAAAGAGGCAUCAUACCAACAGUUAGCAAGUUCCAAGUGGUUAUUGAACCACACACAUUAUUCAUCAAACACACCGAUUAAUCAUUUCGGUUUUCUCUUCAAAGUACAAUAAUUUUGAAAGCAAUUAACCGAUUCUGUUCAUUAACAAUAUCAAUUGUGCCUAUCGCUAGCAGUAACAGCAUGUCAAAGUUGAACGUUCAUGGAUCGGAUACAUCGGAUAGUACUAAAGCUAGCGUAUUAACGAGGUGACCUUUCUAUCGUGAAAAAUGCUUGAGUUCAGAAUUGAGGAGCGAAUCGUGAAAAAUGGAUCAAUUUUGGUAUUUUUUUAGUUAUUAUGGAGGCACAUAUUCUGGUAAAACAAUUAUCAUCACAAUUGGUUGAUAGAUCUCAAAAACUAUUUAAUUUAUUUUACUAAUAGCAUUUUUCUGGCGCCACUUUUUCCGGCAGCAAGCUUGCCGCGUUUCUCAGUAACCGAAAAUUUGUAGUGACUGACAACGUCAUUGUCAGUUGUCACUUAUUUUACGGACUGAACAAAAAAUCGACAUUUAGGCUCGGAUUCUACUUUUUUCGUUUAGCGUUUCGUUUAGCGUUUUUUUUUUAUUGUUGAGAACCGCGGCGAUCUUACUGCCGCAGUAAGUUGUGCAAGAAAAACACUAUUACAAUUUUUAGAGACAAUAGUAUUUCAAGAAUGAAUUUCUAUACCAUUGGCCUUGUUUUAACGAUGAUCAUUAUUUACUCAUAAAAGUGGAUUGACUGUACACGUAAAGGCUUAAGUAUUAGUUUGCAAAUAAACUCAUCAAACUAGCGUAAGAUUCCAGUAAUGUUCAACGGAUUAGAUUUAUUUUCUUUUCAACAUCAUCGUUUCAAAUCAGCUAGGGCAAAUCUUUAGGGUUUUUUGGUGCAUAACUCUAAAAAAAAAUUGAUAUCGAGAAAACCAACAGAAUUCUACAUUUUAUUGAAUAAACAUGCAAAAUAAGUGUAUAAAUAUUUUAAAUACGAAAAAUAACAUGAGAAUAAUUGGAAUUCCAUGACAAGUAAUAACUCCGUAAGUGAAAACCAUAAUUUUUUUGUUCAUUAUACAAUAGAGAGUGAAACAUUAACUCUUGACACUUAAAAACUAAUGGACUGUAUAUUGACUGUAACUGGAGUGUUGACAUAAUGAAAAUACACAGAAUAUGAAGGAAAUUGAAUAAAAUCUUUUCUCAAAUAGUUACCGA
Molecule: messenger RNA, 3649 nt
Organism: Diachasma alloeum
Lineage: Eukaryota; Metazoa; Arthropoda; Insecta; Hymenoptera; Braconidae
Product: RNA-binding protein 45
Exons: 6
Coding region: 200-1648 (482 amino acids)
Molecular function (GO): RNA binding
Source: RefSeq, a predicted model, not a curated record